Molecule: messenger RNA, 180 nt
Organism: Drosophila erecta
Lineage: Eukaryota; Metazoa; Arthropoda; Insecta; Diptera; Drosophilidae
Source: RefSeq, a predicted model, not a curated record
AUGCGCCCACACGAGGCUUACCACGUAUAUAGUCAUUCACAGAACCACCUGGCAGAGAGCCAGGAGAUCGGUCGUGAGGUUCGGAGUGGAUGUGGGAUCAAGUGCAAGAUCACCGGCAAAUCGAUGGGAGCUAUUAUCGAAGCACUAAAAAAAAACAGAACAUUCGACAAAGUAUUUUAG